GGCGGCGGCCCGGCUGGCUCGCAGCAGAGGCGGCGCUACGACGGAGCGGCUCUUGCAGGAGCUGAGCGCGCGCGCAACUCCAUCCCAGGACCUGGAGAGUGUGGAGGGGCUACAGUUCUCCAUCCUGGACUCUGCCUAGGGCCUGCUUCCCUGAGAACUGGAGAGAAGGGCCCCUGACUGCUGACCGUAUCCGCCUGCUGCCACCUACAUGUGUCUGGAGCCACUGGGACUGUCCUGGGAUCCAGCCCACUCACCCCCUGAGGCCAGAUAGAUGCUCCCACUGGCCAAAGCCUUUGCUUCCCCCAGGAACCCCCAGACCCAGGCCCCUAGUGAGCAGGACAAGGCCCCCCACCUGGCCAGCCCUGGGGACGCAGAGGCCUGGCGCUUGUGCUUCCAGCAGUUUCAGUACUACAUGGCAGGCGGGCCACACCACGCACUGGGCCAGCUCUGGAUGCUGUGCCGACAGUGUCUGCGGCCCAAAGUCCACUCCAAGGAGGAGCUGCUGGAGCUGCUAGUGCUAGAGCAGUUCCUGGGUGCCCCGCCCAGCAAGAUGAGGACCUGGGUGCAGUCACAGGCACCCCGCACCUGCAGGGAGGCUGCUAGCACACAGAUGUCUCAGGAGGAAGUUCUGGUAUCUCUCACCCACCACCAGGAUGGGAGCAUUGGCGAGGAGGAAGAUGAGAAGAGCCUGAGGUCCCAAAGAGACCCAUCCCAGGCAUUCCAGCUGCUCCCCCCGGAGGCCCAGUGGCUGCAGCCUGCCCGGACCCAGCAGAGUCUCCACACCAGGGUGGGGCCCCAGGCGCCCUGCACCCUCGGCUCCCUCGGCGCGCCCGUGCGCCUCGGAAGCCUCGUGUCUGGGACGAGCCUCCCUGCGGACCGGCCAGAGACAGAGCUCCGAGGACCUAGCCACCCCUCCCCGCACAGGCCCAGGACGCUGCCUGGCCCUCGGGGGAGCGGCGACCAGAAGUGUUGGAUUGACUCUGAGCCUAGUAAGCAGAGGCAUUCUCGUUUAAAUCAUCUCUCAGGUGGCAAGGCGAAGUUUUGGCCCGCAGUCCAACCCCUGACCCUUCAGGUACAGCGCACAUGAUGGAAAGGCUCAUCUAAACAACAGGACGUCUCAGCUGCCCUGAGCGAACUGUGACUCCAGCUCAUUCCCCUCCAGCGCAUCCCGGGCCCGCAGUAGGCAGGGUCCCUCGGAAACACAGACAUUGAAAUGACAUCAAGCCCCGCAGACCAGCUCUUGGCGCCCCUUCCUGCUUCAACAGCCUAUCCCCACCCAGACCGCCCGGCGCUGGGGUGGAAGAGGCCGCCUCCUGAGUCCGCGCCGCCUCUGCCCACUGCGGUCUCCACCCCGGGCCUCCUCACACCCUCCUCCGCCCAGAACAGUCUGCGCUGCGCCGGAGCCAGCCGCAGCCGCCCUCGGGGGAAGGGGUGGGUGCUGCUGCGCAUGAAUGAGGAGGUGACUGCCGCCCCUGCCGACGCCCCGUCCAGGGCUGCAGUUACCAGCCAGGGAAGCCGUCCUUGGACCUCCGAGGAGGCGGUGGCCGCGCCAUGCAGGCCAUCCUCACCGGUCUGUGCCUGGGCUGAUGGAGGGGAGGAUGUGGCUCAAGGUCCCGGGCCUGGAGAGGCGCUGCUGCGAAUCCCGGCAGCUGCUCCGAUUCACGGAAACCGCCAAGUUGAGUUCUCCGCCCAGCCUGCCCCGUCCCAAGAUGCUGCCCAAGCCGCUGUGGGAUAGAGCUGCAGCCCCUUCUCUUCUGCCCACUGCACGCAGCCUUGCCUCGCCCUCUGCCUUCCUCGGCCAGCAUCCCCUGCAAGACCCCAGCUACCUCCCAGCGGGACGCUUCCCAGCCCCCUUGUCUGUCCUCCGGCCCGUCACAGAGCAGCUGCUGGGCCCGGUCCUGGGUGCUCCGGAGGACCUGAGCCACGCGGGCCACCCUCCUCCCCAGCCCAGCCAGGGCCUCUGGGGUCGGAGGAGGGCUGGGCACUGCUAGCUUUUGAGGUUCCCGAAAUGAUUUUUUAAAAAGGAAGAAAUGUAUCCAAAGGGCUGUAUAAACGUUGUAGUGUAUUUAAUGUAUAUAUCAAAAAAAUUAACUUUAAAAAUUUUAUUUCUUUAAAA
Equus caballus (horse) is the source of this 2116-nucleotide messenger RNA. The record is from RefSeq and is a predicted model, not a curated record. Lineage: Eukaryota; Metazoa; Chordata; Mammalia; Perissodactyla; Equidae.